AUGGCCGUGACCAAACACCCCAUAACGCAUCACUGGAUCAAGCAAACACUCGUGCCGUUCCUCCUCUACGCAUUCGCAUCCUCACUUCCGUACCCUGCCGAUAUUUCGGUGCAAAUUCAGCGUUCUGUCGACUUUUGCUUCCAGAAGCCAGACCACCCCAGCGAUGGCGACGAUCUGGUGUUCGAGCGGAUCUUCAUGGCCAUCAUGCACAGAUAUAAGGAUUUAGCGCCUGAUCUGGAGAUGGUCGUCGACAACCUGGAGCCACUGGCGAAGUAUCUCAUUCGACGAGCACAGCUCAAAGGCCCGUACGAACUGUUAGGGAGACCAGACAUUGGGAGCGGUGCUUGGGUGAAGCAUGAGCGGGUGAGGCUGAGCCGUCUCGCUCUCGAGCCUGAAGAAGUAAAGGACGAGCUGCGCCCACCAGUGCGACCGCCUUCUAUUCCUACGAGGCAGCCUCCAGCUGAAGAAGACAUUGAUCCAAGGCUUGUGCAUGCGCAGCCAGGUCACUUCGCCGCAGCAGCUCUCUCAACGCAGCUGACUGCAGAAGAGGAUAGCCAUUAUCGACGCCAGAAUCGCGAAUUCGAACAGUAUCACUCGCGCAGACAGCAACAACAAAUGUACAGUGCUGCAACUCCGAUACAAACUAUCAGUUCAUCCUACACUCUGCCGGGAAGAGGUCCCACCAGCGCACCCAUCCUAUUUGGGUCACUGUAUCAACGACAACAGCAACAAUCACAGCAGAUGCUAACGGCGGCUUCUGUCUACACGCAACAACAAGCACAACAACAGGUAACUUCGCUACUGCAUGCAAAUCCGAACACACAGACUCAUCCACAGAUGCAAAUGUCGCAGCCGUCUACCAGUACAUUUACAGGCGGAAGGUCCGCGCAGCCAUACGCAACCGAGCAGCGUCUAUCACCUCAGCCCCAGUCAGCUCAAUACCCAUCUACUCAGUACCAGCCGGCUCAGUACCAAAUGGCUCGCCGCUCGGAAGUUCAGCAACAGCCAGCACAACCAACACAGUCGACACGCCAAUAUACGCAGCCUUCCACACAGCUCUCUCGCAUCCCAUUUCCACCGAAGCCUUCUCUGCCACCGCAGCCCUCUCCUGCGCUUGGCCAGCAAACACAUACCAUUUCAAGCAGCGACUUUGCCCAUCUCCGCGGCACAGACUGGUCCAACGCCGCCCAACAACGAGCCCGCGAGAUCGCGGCAAAAGUAACAGCGCAAGAGCGAGACAUGAUGGCACAGAGCAUCAUGCAACGACAACACUCCAUCGCACAGGCACCAACCGCGAUUGUGUCUGGGAAGGUUAUGUACAGCCCGACUAAGUCUGCUCAAGACACGCGCGCAAGACCUCAGUCUGCAAUGGGGUACUGUGGAGCUUCAUUCGAGCCUGCGAACGGCGGACAUGGGGCGACGACGGCAGGAAGUGGAUUGGGAAUGGCGCUACCAAGCAACGGCGAAAGAGCUGGACUGCCGACGCUGGAGCAGGUGCGCAGCCGCUAUUAUUCAUCACAACAACAACAACAACAACAACAACAACAGACCAGUGCUCAAUACUCAGCAAUGCCCCCGCCGCAAUGGCAGCUAUACAGUCCAUUCAUGAGUGAAAGACCACCAGCAACAGCUCCACAACAUACGCUGGGCCAGCAAAUGCAACCUCUACUGCCGCUGAUGAACGGAGUCCAGGUGGAUGCGCUUCAGCAGCUACAACACGCAGCAUGCUCAAGCGACGGGACCUCGGCGCAGUCAUGGCUAGAUAGCGGGCUGUCAAUGCCAUUGACAGGUGCAGGAGAAACAUGGUUGAAGAGCGAGGAAGAUGGAGGCGUAAGAAUGGAUGGUAUGGAGACGUAAGAAUGGAGACGUAAGAAUGGAUGGUAUGUAAGGCGCAGCCAUCGAUGCAAAAGGAGAGGUAG
Macroventuria anomochaeta is the source of this 1919-nucleotide messenger RNA. RefSeq lists its product as uncharacterized. The coding region runs from base 1 to 1857 and encodes 618 amino acids. The transcript is spliced from 2 exons. Lineage: Eukaryota; Fungi; Ascomycota; Dothideomycetes; Pleosporales; Didymellaceae. The record is from RefSeq and is a predicted model, not a curated record.